AGAAAAAAAAUUACAAUAAGCAGAUUUUGCCAAUAUACUGUUUAACGUUGUGGUUUGCGCAUGCGCUCCAAUCACAAUGUCGUACGUUAGAAGACCUCUGCUGCAGCUUUUGAAUCGGAGGCACGUUCUCCUAACGUCGUCAGUGGGCGUCCAGCCGUUGCGCAGUCACAGCACCGAGUUCAGGGACAGCUGCUACGAUGGGCUGUAUCCUGGACAUAUUCCCACCACAUCAAUACAGAAAGCUUUGCUGGCUUUUGGCUCUGGUGUGGCAGCACUUCAAGACCCCUACAGACAUGACAUGGUUGCGGUCCUUGGGGAGACAACGGGUCACCUGGCCUUGAUGAAUCUCAGAGACAUGAUGAAGAAUGACCCUGAAGGCCACACCAUCCUAACAGAACGACCCAGAAUCAGAUUGUCCACACUUGACCUGGACCUGAUGUCCGCGCUGCCCGAUGGCACACUCGGCAGGGAAUACAUCCGUUUCCUGAAGGACAAUCACGUGACCCCUGACUCGAGGGCGGACGUGAAGUUUGUGGACAAUGAGGAGCUGGCCUAUGUCAUGCAGAGAUACAGAGAGGUCCAUGACUUGUUGCACACCUUACUAGGCAUGCCUACAAACAUGUUGGGUGAGGUGGCAGUGAAGUGGUUCGAAGCCGCUCAGACCGGGCUUCCCAUGUGCACGCUUGGAGCUGCGUUGGGGCCGCUUCGACUGAAUGCAAGGCGUUUACAGAAACUGUUGACGGUGCUGGGGCCCUGGGCCCUGCAGAGUGGUCGCCAGGCUCGCUGCGUGCUCAGCGUCUUCUACGAGCGACGGUGGGAGCAGAGCCUGGAAGACCUGAGGCGAGAGCUGAACAUCCAACCUGCACCAGUCAUAACCAGCACGUCCAGGAAGAGGAACACCUGAGAGUGACAAUACAGAAGCCUCCCGAAUGAAAACAAAAAACAAAGAAAAAACAAGGAAGAACACUAUGACAAUAUGGAAAUUCUGAUGUUAAACACGGAGGAACUGGGAAAUGUCACCCUUGGCUAACAGUGGUCUGUUCCUCCUCACGUUUCCCCUGUCUGUGUUAGCAUCAGACGUUAAUAUACACAUGGUGCCUUUACGCUGGCGUCGAGUCAAAAGCUCCAUGAUGUGAUGAAAGUUGUCAUAGGUAGGAUAGUCUUUAGUAGGGUUCCCUGAUUGCCUGAAAAAAAAAUCAGACAAAAUUUACAAGUGUGGUUCAGAUAAAGGGGCUGUGAUUUUAAUGUUUUGGUUUUUUUUUUUCAAACACGUCUAAAACAACAUGAUGACUCUGUCUUCAAGACCAGGAGUGUAACCUCUGACCCCACAUCACUGCGGUUGUAGUCAGUGUGUCAUGUUGUAUUCUCUUCCUGUGGUACCACAGCGUGAAUGACAACAACGUUUUUUCAACAUAUUUUAUUUGUACUACUGCACUGCUACUUUAUGUUAAUUCGUUGCUUUGUUAUUAAAUAAUGACACAACAGAGUA
Cynoglossus semilaevis (tongue sole) is the source of this 1489-nucleotide messenger RNA. RefSeq names its product coenzyme Q4 homolog (S. cerevisiae) (gene coq4). The coding region runs from base 77 to 904 and encodes 275 amino acids. The record is from RefSeq and is a predicted model, not a curated record. Gene Ontology annotation, biological process: ubiquinone biosynthetic process. NCBI's taxonomy places the organism in Eukaryota, Metazoa, Chordata, Actinopteri, Pleuronectiformes, Cynoglossidae. The transcript has 7 exons. Gene Ontology annotation, cellular component: mitochondrion; mitochondrial inner membrane.